Bursaphelenchus okinawaensis is the source of this 916-nucleotide messenger RNA. Lineage: Eukaryota; Metazoa; Nematoda; Chromadorea; Rhabditida; Aphelenchoididae. The record is from the annotation of a GenBank genome assembly.
AUGUUCACAAAAGAUCCAAUGCCUCCAACAACUCAAUGGACAAGGUAUCGAAUCGGCAAAGUGAAACGCUUUACUUUCUCCGAAUUACUGCCUGAAACCCGGUAUAUUUGCGCAGUAACUGCCGAACACAAUGCUGGAUUGGCUACAAUGUCGAAGACAUUAAGAUUUAGGACUAAAACUAGAGAUUCGUUGGAGAAUCCACAGUUUGAUCAAGAAGAAGACUCUCUCGCUGUUAAUAUGGCUGUUGAACAGGUAGGAUAACAUAGUAAAAUCGAUGUAGCUAAGGGGGGAAUUAAUGGAUUUGGCUGAAUUUUUAAAUUUAGGUUGAUAAUAGAAUGGAUUUUGUUGUGUUAAAAAAUAUUUUAUUUUAGUUUGAUAGUUUUUAAGUAGCGCUAUAUUGUUUUAGGUUUUGGGGUGGAUAAUAUAGCAAAAUAUGUAUAACUUGGUAAAAAAUUAAUGGAUCUGUCUUAAAUUUUUAAUUUGAGCUUAUUUUGUCAUGUUACCUUGGUGUUAUAUAUCGUUACCUUUGGUUUGUUAGUUUUUGAUAAAUUCGAUAUUGUAGUAGGUGAUAGGUGGAUCAACAUAAAAUAGCAGUAGUUUCAAAACAAGCUAAUGGGACUGUAUAAAACUUAAGAAGUAGCUCACAAUAUGACUGCUUUACAAUAACUUAAAAUAUAUUUUAAUUUCAUAUAUUACUUUUUCGAUAAAAACGAUGUUGUAGUAGGCUAUGUAUAUCAAUGUAUACCUAAUUCAGGCCUCUCACUCGCCCACACCUUCCAUGAUGUGGCGUCCUCAACCGUUCUUUGCUCAGAUUCAGAAUGCACUUCAAACCCACUUCCUUUCCUCACCCCUCAGAUUCAAGUUUUUCACCGACACCGGCUCGCGCGACUUCAACUUUAGCGAUCAGGAUGAGUAA